CGGACAAACCAACCACGUUUGGGGCGUUUAUGCGCUCAGCAGGGAGAAAGAGGAGGGGCGACCUUACCGACCAGACUCUCCUACACUACGUAUCGACUGUAUGCUUAUGGGGGAAUUACGAGACAGCUAUGACUUUGAAAGCAUGGCUGCUUCAGAAAACCCGGAAUAUGUUGCCAUGGAGCAGUCGGUGCGCUUACGCGUGCUGCCUAUAUUAACCGAUUUAUACCAGUUUACUAUGGCUUACUCCUACUGGCGCUCUGGUCGACACAACGAGCAUGCUGUUUUCGAGUUGUUCUUCCGAGAUAACCCAUUUAGUGGCGGUUUCUCCCUCUUUGCUGGACUGACCGACUGUCUGCUGUUCUUGCGCAACUUUCGUUUCUCUGAAGAAGAUGUAGCCUAUCUACAGACAGUACUUCCUCCCGACACCGAUCCUGCCUUCUUCUCCUUUUUGAAAACUCUGGACUGCUCCGGUGUCUCUAUAUCUUCAGUUCCUGAGGGGACCACUGUUUUCGCAAGGGUUCCUCUGCUAGAGGUGUCAGGUCCUCUAGCUGUUGUCCAGCUCCUGGAGACAAGCCUGCUGUGUUUGGUCAACUAUGCCAGUUUGGUUUGCACUAAUGCUGCACGUUUUCGGCUGGCUGCGGGCUCUAAGAUGAAGCUGACAGAGCUGGGCCUCAGAAGAGCUCAGGGGCCAGACGGAGGUCUCUCCGCUUCAAGAUACUCCCACAUUGGAGGUUUCGACGCAACCUCAAAUGUUAUGGCUGGGCGUCUCUUUGGUGUGCCAGUGUCUGGAACUAUGGCCCAUUCCUAUGUCACCUCGUUCUCCUCUUUAGAAGAGGUGAUGCCACGGGUGAUGAAGCCAUCUGGAGGUGGUGAAGAAGUUGACUUUGUCACCUUGGCACUUGGUUGGCUGAGGCGUGUAUGUGACCUACUAGGAGUAAAGGCUGAGAACGUACAUGAGGGCGAGCUCGCUGCUUUUCUCUCUUAUGCUGUUGCUUAUCCUCGGAAUUUUCUGCCUGUGAUUGAUACGUACAGUGUUAAAAGCUGUGGUCUGCCAUGUUUUUGUGCUGUGGCGCUGUCUCUGUUUGAGCUGGGGUAUCAGCCAUUGGGAAUUCGGCUGGACAGUGGGGAUCUUCACCGGCUGUCACUGGAGGUGCGCUCGGUUUUCUCUGCGUGUAGUACACAUUUCGGAGUUGAAAAGUUCCUGUCCUUAAUCAUUGUUGGUACCAAUGGUGUGGAUGAGCAGAGUCUACGUGAUCUAAAAGAAAAAAAAAGUGAAAUUGACGUAAUGGGCGUCGGGACGCAUCUGGUCACCUGCACCCAUCAGCCGUCUCUUGGAUGUGUCUACAAGCUAGUAGAGGUCAGUGGUCAACCCAAGAUGAAGUUCAGUGAGGAUUCUGAAAAAACGACUCUUCCUGGCAGGAAAAAUGUGUACAGGCUAUUGGACUCUGAGGGCCGUCCAUGUCUUGAUCUGCUGUGCCUAUCAAAUGAGCCUCCCCCUGCUGUUGGCACAUCAAUACAGUGCUAUUUGUUAACACGUGGGAACGCUUCACAUUGUGUUACGCCUCAUCAAGUGUCGUCAAUACGGCAGAACUUUUUCUCCAGUGGUCAGAUCACCUCUCCUCUUAGUUCUGUGGCGGAAAGCAGAGUCAGAGCACAAAAGUCCAUCCACUCCCUGCACCCUGGACACAAAUGCCUCAAAAAGCCAGAUACAUAUGUGGUCGCAAUGUCUGAGAAGCUCUACCUCCUCCUGUGUGAUGUCAGAGCCAAGAACACCACUUCCAGCAACUUCCUGUGCAAUGGAUAUGAAACACAACAAAACAGCUAAAUGAAGUACUUUGUGGCAAAUGCAGUCUAAUAUUUAGGGUGUUGGUCUUGGAAUCAGAAGUUUGCAGGUUUGAAUCCUGUACCCGUAGGAGCUAGAUUGCAUUCUCUCAGGAAAUGCGAAGUGUGCUUGCUUGUGCCAAAAGUUAGAAUGUUUUGCAUAAAAGAAGCAUUUUACAAAGUUUUGCUGACUAACUUCAGCGACUGUAUAUAGCACUGAGAACCGUCAAUAACUUAACAUUUUAAUGUAAUUGGCACUGUGAGCAUAGACAGUGUUGUUAGCAUGUCUUACUUUGCCUGUGUAGCAUAAUUGUUAGAAUUUUCAACCUAAGGCUUUCGCUUUCAAUUAGCUUCGGAAGCAUACCUGAUUAACAUGGAAAACUGAAACUACAGUUUCAUAAAUUUCUUACCAUAACCUAACAAUUUAGCAAAUUUAGAAUUGAUAGUACAAUUAGCAUUUUUAGAAUGCAUAGCCUACCGGAGACUUUUUUACCUAAGAGGAGAUGGAGCACUGAAGAAAUUGCUCACAGAAAUGAAUGGGGACAGUUUGUAACGCCAGUAUGAUGGGUGUCUGUAAAUAUCCCACAUGUUUUGCUACAAACAGCCAAUCAUUAUGCCGAACUAAACAAACAGCGCUCCACUGUUUUCUCAUGUUGUUAUAGAAUUACUAUGCCUAUGCAAUGUCAAAAUAGCCUGUGUCAAAAGGGGCUUUAAAAGUUUUCAUUUGAUUCACAAGAGGCAACAAAACACACUAGUGUAAUCAUCAUUUCAUGGUGGUUUAAACCAUAUGAUUUUUGCGACCGUUUGUUAGUCCUUAACUCAAGUGGGUCCUUAACUCAUGUUUCCCCCUUUAUUUUGAGAAGGUCUGGCCUUACUAAUUUGGAAUAGAUGCCCGAAAGUGUCACCAAGAUGGCCACCGAGUGAAAUAACUUCGUAAGAAUAACUUUGUGCAUACUACUAACUGGCAUAAGCUAAAUAACACUAGUAAUAUAUAGUUCCUUACCAAACAUUUUAACAAAGAUAUUAAGCAAAAUUUACAUUGUUAGUAUAAUUAACACAGUCAUCAUUCAUGCGAGCCUAACUCUAUACAAGAAAACAUUAAAAACUGCUUAAGCUGAAAACAGCUAAAAUGUCGGGUUUUACUGUAUAUGUGAAGUUAAAACAAUUCCCUCCCCCAACCUGCAGGCCUACUUCCGUCCUCCAAAAUCUACCAUAAGUUUUGUACAUUAACUCAAUCUAAAUAGGCUACCGAGUGUAACUGCAGUCUACAUUAAAGGAUAAAUGCACUCAUUAUUUUGAACAUUUAGUCCCUUUUCUGAGUUGUCUGCAAUAAAGUAGAGUGGUCCUCAUCAUGUUUUGAUAUUUUCUGCUGCUGUCUCCGUUACUUGAAUAAUUUGAAUUUCUCAACCAGCUUUUGAAUGGCCGUCUAUGGGCAUGCCCAUAUCUGAAUUGAAUCCCCUGCCACGUAAUAUUACACACUGUGUAUUUACAUAUCUAAUGCACUUCCUGUGUGAUUUUGGUAUCUCUGUGAUGAACAGACAUGUCCAUAGACGGCCAGGCUAAAGCUGAUUGAGAGAAAUCCAAAUAUGCCAAAUAAACGCCUUUAUUCGAUAGGACAGUGAAGAUGGUGACGAGAAGUGAAUGGGGAGAGAGAGACGGGGAAGGGCUGGCAAAGAACUCGGGCCGGAAUCGAACCUGGGUCAGCCGUGUAGCAGAUGAGUGCCCCACCGUUAACUGGUAGGGCCAGGACAUAGCUUUAAUUAUAAUGGUCAGCAUAGAUAUUAUUAGUGUAGCAUUAUUUCUUCACAUUCUAUUGACGUGAAUAGUUGACUUUUGUAUGCAUUACACUUCAAAUGGCACGUCAUGCUUAGGGCCGUUAAUUAUCCAUACUCUAGUUGCUAGAGUGAAGCUCUACAUUGUCAAACAAUGGGAGUGUGCCAAUAUUGCCCAGGUCCUAUGUCCUCAUCGCCAGACUGUCAAUGGCAACAGGUUAAUAACAAUAAUGUGCCUCACUACUAGCAGCUAACACUAUAGCUGUGGACGGAGUUAUUUAGGCCUGCUGUAUAUACAAUCAAUAUUUUUGUAAUAACUUGUAAUAACUGGAGAACAGGGAUUUAGACUGACUGUAGAUCAUAGGACCUUGGGAGAAAGGAUGACCUUGAAAUACUGUCAAACCUUAAUAGCCUAAACAUUCCACCCUUUAUUGCAGACAACAUAACUGUAACCGCCAAAUGAGAAGAGGAAGGGUUAAUCCAAAUAUGAUAAACCAUGGCCACUGUCAAAAGUGUUUAGUUGUAGGCAACUGGACAUGUAGUUUGAAGCUGCUUUGUCUGCUGUUCUGUCAGACUUUGUCAGUUCGAAGUCAGAUGUGGAGAUCAAAGGAAUUUAACUCUGCAGAGUGUUAAACCAACCCAGUUCCAGAUGACAAAUGUCAAGAUGUACCAGUCACCUACAACUAAGCUCCUCUGACUAAGAUGCAUGAAUGAGAAUCUUAAUAGACAUGUCAACGCUGGGCUGACCGUUUUAAGAGUUUUAGAGGAACAGUGCCUUUAUCUCAAAGGCCUUUAUAUCAAAAGUGCCUUUAUCUUAAGUAGCAGAGGCAAAUGUUCAAUAAUCAAAAUAAAUCGUGACUCUGACUAUGCCUUUGGAGAACAAUAAGAGUCCCUUGCUUUGCAAGUACAUUUAAUGAAUGAUGGGAGAACAAGGAGUGUGCCUUAAGUCUAUUCAGUAUUCUAAGUCACAAUUCAAUCAUGUACAUCUGAGAUACUCUGCUGUUCCCUGCUGAUACUCUGCUAUUCUCCUUCCUACCUUAAUAAGUCUACAUUGCAGUGCAAGCACACUGUAUAAACACCACUUAAUAAAGAACAACAAGUGUGCCCUGCAUAUCAGAGUAGGUAGUUUCCUACACCCUCAUCAAUGGCUGAAGUGCCCUUGAGCAAGGCACCUAAAUGUACGUUGCUCAAGGGACUGUAGCCAAUGUUCCUAUGACUUUGUACCAUAAUAACGGCUAAAUAACUUGGCUAAAAGAACAUGCAAUAUAAUGUACUGCAAUGUUUCUUACAACCAGUCUUUACGCACAAGAACACUAAAAGAAUGUUUGAGGUAAUCUAGAGUACGCCCUUCUGGCACAUGCAUACUGUACAAUUUUGUUAGCCAUGCUAUGUAAAAAAACCCUUUGCGUUUAGAAAACAGAAAAAACCCUGUUUGGAACCAUGCUACCUCAGCGGUGGUAAAAGUGCAUUUCGGUGUACCAAGUGAUCUAUACUUGUUUUGCAGGAACUAUUGUUGAUUGUUCAGGUUUGCUCAAGUGCCUGGUGGGAGUCAAUGAUAUAGUCUGAAUUUACCUUAUAACUAAGUGGAAUUAUUAAUUCUUAAAACUAAUAACAGGCUUUUGCAUGACCUGCAUUAUUUUAAUGUGCCUUAAAGGUUGUCUUGUCUCUUUUGUUUCACUUCCCCCCCCCAAAAAAAAUAAAGGUUAGAACUACUGCUCUGAUGUCUGUAAAGGGUAUUGUAAAUUGUCAACUUAUCCACAUCCAUCGAUAAUUUAACAGACGUCUAGAUUUGAUCCAUCAUCCGUGUAUCAGGUGGUCCUAAUGGUUUGGUUUAGCAUGGUUUGUAAGCCACCCUGAAAAAAAAGUUUGUUGGAUUUACUGAAUUCUGUUGUGCACAUUGGUUGCACACAAAUGCAACAAAUUACACACAUAUUAAACAAUUGAGUUAUAUUAAA
Molecule: messenger RNA, 5548 nt
Organism: Engraulis encrasicolus (European anchovy)
Lineage: Eukaryota; Metazoa; Chordata; Actinopteri; Clupeiformes; Engraulidae
Gene: naprt
Product: nicotinate phosphoribosyltransferase
Exons: 13
Coding region: 101-1825 (574 amino acids)
Biological process (GO): NAD+ biosynthetic process via the salvage pathway
Cellular component (GO): cytosol
Molecular function (GO): nicotinate phosphoribosyltransferase activity
Source: RefSeq, a predicted model, not a curated record